Molecule: messenger RNA, 2725 nt
Organism: Amphimedon queenslandica
Lineage: Eukaryota; Metazoa; Porifera; Demospongiae; Haplosclerida; Niphatidae
Product: WD repeat-containing protein 7-like
Exons: 15
Coding region: 261-2642 (793 amino acids)
Cellular component (GO): cytoplasm
Molecular function (GO): protein binding
Source: RefSeq, a predicted model, not a curated record
GACUGGAGGAAGACUUCUUACUAAUUAAUUGUGUGGGCGGUGGACUUUAUGUAUGGCAAAUUGAAACUGGUACACUGGAUAGGUACAUUGAGGGAGAGACUGCAAAGAUAAUAUUAGAUAAUACCAUAUCAUCCAAUAAACUAAUAAAUUCACCUCAGACUUCUCCUAUACAAGUCCGUAGCCUGUCUCUUGGUCAUGAAUAUUCAUUGAUUCAGAUAUUAUUAUUCGAUCCUCAAUAUUUGAUUAAUAAGCUCCAGAAGAUGGAGAAGGUUGUCUCUAAGCCACGCCCAGUCAGCGACGUCACUCCACAUGCAAGAGCUUUCAGACGAUACAUAUCAGCCAGGAAGAACUUUAACGUAUCUGAAAUAUCACCAUCUAUACAACGUAAAAGUGGUCAACCUGAUGCUAGUCAUGCUUCUCCUCGGGAACAAGCCAAAGCUCUUGAAAAAAUUGGUGAUGCAGUGGCUGGUGUUAAGUCAGAGGUUAUCAAGCCAGAGCCUCCAGACACUACCAUCAACACUGCUAGACUCCUAGUAUCAUGCCUUCAUGCAUGGAACCUUGACAACACACUGGACAAAGAAUGUGAGGAUACAUUAGGAUUAGUAAGACCAUCCUGUCCUGUCUCAUUCGGUUUAACAAGUAAAGGAGGAGCACUCUCACUGGUACUGCCUGGCUGGGGACUGGUUAAAGAGAGUCCAGCACCUGUUCAUAAUAAUCCAGGAGUAGCUGUAGAUGAUUUAUUGCUACUGAACCAACUAUCAGAAACGCAAAGUGCCAUCAAUGCCACACUCUCUGUACACAAGGAGAGGUCAUUAACAGUUCCUGUCAGUCUAGAGGAGGAGGAGGGAAGGAGAGAGGAGGAGAAGGACAUCAAUGAGGAAGGGAUCCAGUCUGAACUAUUGAAUCAUGUUAGGUGGCAGUUGUCAAGAUCAUUAACCACACAGCAUUUACUAACUGUGGUAUCCAUCACUAACACACUGAUGAAUCAGACCUGGGGAGCUCAUAUGCUAGCUACUGGAUCUGGUGUCAACAGGAGGUUAGCUAGUGAGAGCACAGAAUCCGACGACGGUUCCUCUGAUGAAGAUGAUCACACGUUACGUGACAACCUAAUAAGAGGAACCUGGUCCAAGGUUGCUGCACUCCAUUGUGUAAUGCUCCCUGAGAGAAUGGCUGACUACUUCAGACCACCUCAUCUACCAGUACUGGCAUCUCGCUUUAUGGACCCUACACAGGCUAUAAGAGAGGCAGCUCAGGCUUUAUUGCAGUCCGAGUUAAGACGUGUUGGCGUGAAAGGAAGAUUACAGCUAGUCUCUCACUGGUCUAGUAAGCUACACUCUCCAAGCUCUUUCAAAACAACUCACGAUCAUCGACCGAAAUCACACGAUGAGCCUGAUUAUUAUGAUGUGGGUGUGACACAGGCCACACCCACGCAGCAACAGCAGAUGACGGCUCUGGUUAUAUUAGGAAUGAUAGGGGCCGAGUUUAAUAUAGAGACUAAGAGAACUCCUCAAUUGCAGAAACAGGCCAAGAAGAGCUCAAGGAAGAAAGUGGAGUCAAUGCCACCAGGAGCAAGUGCAUCUGAUGAAUUCGAGGUCUUAGACCCUCAGGUUGCUAGACAGACUGCUAAGACUCUUGAGGCUGUUCUCUUAGAUCGUCCGUUACAAAAGAGCUCACUCUAUUCUCCUCUCCGCUGCUCAGCUGCUGAACUAAUGGGACGGGGAUUUCACCUCUGGGAGAAAUAUGUGAACGUUCCAUCAGUAGUAAUGGGGCUCCUUGAUCUAUCAGUCCUUCCUCAUAUAACAGCUACAGUCACUAGCCCUACUGGGGCUGCUCCUGGGACACUGGAUGAGAAGGCCAGUAAGAAGAUGAGGGCUGCUAAGUUUUUAGCGGAGACUGCAAAGCGAGCUCUGAAUCUGAUGGUUUUGCUGAGGCCGACUACAGUUGUGACAGCAAUAGCUAAAGAGCUCUCGUUGUUCCUUGGGUCUCAGCAUGGGACACCAUUCCCUCAUCCUUCACUGCCUCCAUUGCAAGUUGGACAGACUCCGCCUCCUAAUACAAACGGUAUAGUUAGUCAGGCCAGUGUCCUGCUCCCAGCUGCUAAAGAAGAAAUGUUUGAACUUGUUAGAACUAUUCUAGAUAAAUGCUCCGGACAUGUUUCAUCACAAAUACUAGAUGUUGCUGAUAUUGCACUUUAUUGUCUUGAUCAGGAUGAAUUGAAAAGGAAAAAUUUUAACGAUUUAUUCCCAUCAUUGACAAGAUUACCUAAUGUUAGUUAUUCCUUGCGUACUAAAAGAUUAGCUGUUGGUGCUGGUUCUGGUCAAAUUGGUAUUUACGAUUUAAAACAGCGAAAAACUCAAAUGAUCAACGCCCACUCUCAUCAGGUUAUAGUCCUCUCAUUUUCAGAGGAAGGGAAGUACUUGGCUACUUAUUCUUAUGGUGACUCAAUGCUUAAAGUCUGGCAGAUUAGUACGUCCAUUCUAAGUGGUGUCAUCAAUUCAGCUCCAAAGUGUAUUCACAACUGGCCAGCAAUAUCAAACACAACAACGGCUACUAAUUAUAAUUACGUUAGAAUAGAAUGGACUUCUAAUAAAUCUGUUGUCCUACACAUGCCUGGUGGAAUCGAAUAUAAAUAUUCUUUAUAAAUAUUAAUAAAUAAUUGCUAUUAUCUAAUUUCUGUUGCUUCUUGUUUGUUUAUUUGAAAUAAUACUAUUAAGCUGCACAUACA